This is a messenger RNA of Mangifera indica (mango), 2702 nucleotides long. RefSeq names its product subtilisin-like protease SBT3. Gene Ontology annotation, molecular function: serine-type endopeptidase activity. Lineage: Eukaryota; Viridiplantae; Streptophyta; Magnoliopsida; Sapindales; Anacardiaceae. Gene Ontology annotation, biological process: proteolysis. The record is from RefSeq and is a predicted model, not a curated record. Bases 289 to 2556 code for a protein of 755 amino acids. The transcript has a single exon.
CAACGAAUAACAUAAAAUUCUAAUGUUCAACAAAGUCUGCUUUGGAUCUUGCAAUGGAAAUUGCAGAGCAAACUUCAACCAGAAAAUAACGCAUGAGCUUGACAUCUUCCUUAAUUUUCUUGACAUGGGAAUGCAACUGGAAGUUUAACAAGGAAACAAUAAAUUAGAAUACUGUAUUGACCAAUUGACAGCAGAAGUUUCCUGCAGAUUUUCUAUCUUUAUUUGUUUAAGGGAUCUGAAACCUUUAAAGUUCAGUAAUUUUCCUUGUUCAUCUUCAUAGUGCCUGCCAUGAUAAAAAUAAUGGAAUUCUCCAUCUUUAUCUCACAACUUGCGCUAUGUUGGUUGCUUUUAAUUAACCUUGCAAUGUCAGAACCUGAAGAAUACCAGACUUACAUCAUCCACUGGGACCAUUCUCAGAAGCCAGAGUCUUUCUUAACCCACCAGUCGUGGCACCAGUCCAUUUUAGGCUCUUUGUCUGCAGAUAAUGAAACAGAAAUGUUGCUUUAUUCGUACAGCCAUGCCUUGCAUGGUUUCAGUGCCAGACUCACACCAUCUUAUCUAUCUGAAAUCGAGAAAUCUCCGGCUCAUGUUGCCACAUACCCAGAGUCCUUUGGCAGGUUAUUCACAACCCACACUCCCAAGUUUCUUGGAUUAAACCAUGACUCUGGCAUAUGGCCUGCAGCUUCAUAUGGUGAAGGUGUUAUCAUAGGAGUUUUUGAUUCCGGAAUCUGGCCGGAGAGUGAGAGUUUUAGUGACACCGGUAUGCCAUCAAUCCCACAGAGAUGGAAGGGAAAGUGUGAGAAUGGUACAAAAUUGAGCUCUUUUGCCUGCAACAAGAAGAUCAUUGGUGCUCAAUCUUUUAGCAAAGGGCUUAAAGCUGCGGGAAAAAAAAUCUCGGAGACCUAUGACUUUGACUCGCCAAGAGACUUCUUAGGUCAUGGAACACACACAUCCUCCACAGCUGCUGGUAACGAGGUACUAGGUGUAAGUCACUUUGGAUAUGCCAGAGGAACCGCCAGAGGAAUAGCACCAGGUGCUCACUUGGCUAUGUACAAGGUCCUCUGGGCAACAAGUACAGAAGAGAGUGCAGCCACUGAUGUGCUUGCAGGCAUGGAUCAAGCAAUUGCGGAUGGUGUUGAUAUUAUGUCAUUGUCUCUUGGAUUUGACCAAACCCCUUAUUUCAAAGAUGUUAUUGCCAUUGGUUCCCUUUCAGCAAUCGAGAAUGGCAUUUUUGUUGUCUGUGCUGCAGGGAAUGAAGGAGUUAGAAACUCAAUAUUCAAUGGAGCUCCUUGGAUCACAACUGUGGGAGCUGGCACAGUUGACCGGAGUUUUACUGCAACUGUGACUCUAGAAAAUGACUCUGAUUUUGAAGGUAUAUCUUACUUUCCACAGAGCAUUUACAUUACCAAUACGUCUCUGUACUAUGGCAAAGGCAAUAUAAGCAAAGCACAUUGCAACCUUUCCGCACUGGACUCGAAGGAAGUUGCUGGAAAGGUAGUCCUUUGUGAUUAUAGCCAGAAAAUUGGCAUUAGUAAACAAUUACUGGAGGUUGAGAGAGCUGGUGCAUUUGCUGGAAUUUUUUCGUCAAAUGCAUCAAAUUUAUUUCCAGAUGAAUUCUCCAUUCCGAGUGUGGUUCUGCAUACUGAUUCUGGAGCAAAAGUUAGAGAGUAUGCAACACGAGAGAAAAGAGCAAAGAUCAAAAGUAUGAGGUUCCUGAGAACAAAAUUGGGCACUAAAGCAGCACCUCAAGUGGCCUACUUCUCUUCAAGAGGACCGGAUCCAAUCAACCCAAGUAUACUAAAGCCUGAUAUACUUGCCCCAGGAGUCGAUGUGCUGGCCGCAGUCACACCUAACAGGCCAUCCAUCAGAAUUGGAAAGUACAUUUUGGUGACAGAUUAUGAACUAGACUCAGGCACGUCAAUGGCAGCACCCCAUGUUGCCGGAGUGGCAGCUUUACUAAAAGCCGUCCACCGGGAGUGGAACCCAGCUGCUAUUCGAUCAGCUAUAAUGACUACAGCAUAUUCCAUCGACAACACAGGUAGUAUUCUGAAAGAUGAAACAACUGGCUUUCCAGCCACGCCUCUAGAUUUUGGGGCGGGUCAUAUAGAUCCAAACAAAGCCUUGGACCCUGGACUCAUCUAUGACAUGGAUUUUCAAGAUUAUGUUGAGUUCCUCUGUGGCCUACGAUAUAACAAAACUCAGAUGAAAGCUGUCAUCAGACGAAAUCACUGGAAUUGCAGCAAACAGCAUACUGACCUCAACUAUCCUUCUUUUAUUGCCAUAUUUACCAAUGAAACCGUGAAGACCUUUAGCAGGACCGUCAAGAACGUGGGAGAAACAGAUUCAGUGUACCAUGCAGCUUUGGAGUUUCCUAUAGCGAUGAAAAUCACAAUAGAGCCGAGCACUCUAACAUUCACUCAGAAAUAUCAGAAGCAGAAUUUCAUUCUGAGUUUAGAGAUUGGCACGAAAGCUCCAAGCGUGAUUUAUGGUUUUCUGAAAUGGAUUGAUCAGCAUAAUCAUACUGUAUCAAGCCCCAUAGUGGCCAUUAAAACCUAGCUAAAUCACAUUCAUUCUUGCAAUAUCAUCAUUUGUGAAAUGAAUUUUCUAGUUGUUGUUGCUAUAUGUAUCAUAACUUAUGUUGUCAGCCAAUAUCAAGGGUUAUCAAUAAAUUGUAAGCUUAACCUUUAUAAUUAGAUGCAUAA